AUCAUUCCUUAAAGGCGUUCUUGAUAUUAUGGCAGUAAAAUUGCAUGAGAAACCAUCUAUAUCCUUGAUGGAUAAGCAAGUUGGAAAAACCUUGGAAUACAAUUUAUUUAAUGGUCAUAUGGAUAGAUUUUCUGUAGUGGGAAACUCCUUUCACCACAUACGGACAGGCGGAAGAUUUGUCGUAACAGUAUCUUUUUAUUGGCCAAAACUUGAGGUAAAUUACGAUUACAAAAUUAAUGAAGAUGAUGAGCCUAAAAAAAUUCGUUGCACGAUCGAGCCAAUGAAUGUUAGCACUAACAUUGAAGUAGAUAGUAGUAGCAAGACUCUACUUUUUUCGAAAAUUGAUUUUAAUAACGGUGCCGUGGAGAUUUUUAUGGAAGGCCGCAACGAUCUUGAACGGAAAAAUGAACCAAAUAUUUUCAGGGAUUUUGAAGAAAUUAUCUCGAGUGAGAUCACCAUACAAAUCAGCGAUCUAUGGUCCCUAGUUGUCGAUCGUGUUAACGAAAACUCAAGAUCGAAGUACACCUACGACUCUGUGAUACCGGUCGAUCAUUAA
Trichogramma pretiosum is the source of this 556-nucleotide messenger RNA. RefSeq lists its product as uncharacterized. The transcript has 4 exons. Bases 29 to 556 code for a protein of 175 amino acids. The record is from RefSeq and is a predicted model, not a curated record. NCBI's taxonomy places the organism in Eukaryota, Metazoa, Arthropoda, Insecta, Hymenoptera, Trichogrammatidae.